UGCGCAUGAAAACAAAGCACAGAGUCCGUGCCACAAGGGUCCCCCGUUCACGUCCGUGCAUUCGCUGAGGCUGCGGGAAGCGUGGAGAGGAAACAACUCCUCCCCCCCACUCCACCUCGUUCCUCUUCCCCUGGGCCACGCCGCACCACGCGGUCACCACCGCAGUGUCCGCGAAAUGUUGGCGCGCGCUAAACGAAGUCGACGACGUAGCGGCGUUGUUGUUUUUGUAUGUUACUGCGAUUGGUAGUUCAUCGGCGUCACCGAUUUAGCUCGGUUGGCUACGUACGGCGCGAAAGAAGUUCGACAUACAUGCAAUCGUGAUGCUCGUAUGUUAACGCAUGAUGACGCGGUUAUCUGGAUUCACCGCCCGAAUGUGAAAUUGUCGCUGUCGCUCUGCGUCUCAAUCAGCCACACGAAGGAAGAAGAAGGAGAAGCUCAACAACAACAACAUCAUCAUCGGUCGCGUUCAAUUUCCCAUACUCGACGGAGACUUUCGCCAGCCAUAAGCCAUCGCUCAUGGUCCCUCGUGAGACGUAGCGACUAUUAAACCUCUGCAUUACCACCGGCCCAACCAGUUGAAUUCCUCGCUCCAUCUUCGCGGAUGCGUCCGCUCCCUUGGCUCGCCACUCCGACCGGCGCCACAGUCUCAAUCGCCAACACGUCGCGCCCGGCAAAGGAGAGCACCAGAUGACACGGCGGCACCCACGAUGAACACCGAGGCAUUGCUCCUCGUCGUCAUCCACAGCGUGAUCACGGCAUUCGGCGUGGUGGUGAACGCGCUGAUCCUGGGGGUGAUCGCCAACACGGCGUGCGCCUACGAGUGCCUGCCGCCCUCCGACGCCAUCCUCGUCAACCUGGCGUUCGUCAACCUCCUCAUCAGCUUGGUGCGCAACGGACCGCUCCUCUUCUGGGACGCGGGCGUGCGCAUGUCCCUGAGCGACGUCGGCUGCAAGCUGUGCAUGGGCGUCUGGGUGGUGACGCGCUCCGUGAGCGUGUGGACCACGCUGACGCUGAGCAUGUUCCACUACCUGAUGGUGAGCAGGCGUCACACGAGCGUCAAGGGCAAGACGUCCGCCCUGCGCAACGCGGCGCUCACGCUGCUCUGCGUGUGGGCCGCCAACGUGCUCUUCAGCCUGCCCGCGGUGGUCUUCUCCGGCAACAGCGCGGGCAACUUCACCGAGCGGCUCAUGCUGGUGAGCGGGACCGUUCGCCCGCUGCUCGGCUGCGUGCUCCACUUCGCGAGCGCCCGCGAGGGCCUCGCCUACACCACCGCGUCGAUGAUCAUCAACGAGAUCGUGCCCAUCGUGCUCAUGGUGACGGUGAAUAUCAAGACGCUGCUCAUCCUCCACCGGCACCGGCGGCAACUGCACGUGGCCAGCCUCAUGCCGUCGCGCGUCUCCACCGAGGUGAAGGCGGCCAAGGUGAUCAUGGUGGUCGUGACCAUAUUCGUGAUCUGCUGGGGCAUCCACGUGUUCGCGAUCAACUACUACAACUACCGGCAGGACGACGACCUGGAGUGGCUCAUCUCGCUCGCCAGGUUCUCCACCGCCAUCAACAUCAGCAUGGGCCCGUUGAUUCUCGUGGUGGGGCACGGCAAGCUGCGCUCGCGAAUCAAGCAAUUUUUGCUAUCGAUCUGUAAGUGAUUGUGAAACGGGGCACGGCUGGGCGCGUGUCGCUGCAAUGUCUUCACGCCACUGCUGGGUGGAAAGGCCUCGGCUAGGGGAAGCUCUCGAGAGCCCCCCUAGAGAAUAUUUAGGUCUACUCUUCCACACGGACAAGACGUCUCGGAAGAGGGUAAUGUUGUAGAAAUAAUGGGGGGGGGGAGGGGAGGGAGGGCCUUCAUCCAGCAGUGGAAUGACAAAGUACUAAAUCAUAUCUUAUAUGAAAAAUUGAUCGCAUAUUUACGUAUCCAAGAAAACUCACUCAAUCUUUAUACUUUUUUUCAGGAUGGUCUUGCUACAUAGGGAUGCUUUGGCUAUUCUAUUCAUGAGUGACUGGCUUGUGGGAAGAAAAAAAUACUGAAAACCCGGAGAAACCCCACACAUUUGAAAGGCUAACACCCAGAGCUCCCCAGAGAUAGUUUCAAAAAUCCAUUGCUGCCGUACUAUCCCAUAGCUACUUCACAACCCGAUAAUAUAAAUAAAAAUUCAGCACAUUCGUCAAUAAUACUGUGGCUUCAAAUGUACAAUAUAUAUAAUAAACGACGUUUUGGGCAAUGGCCCUUCCUCAUUACACACCUUCAGAUAUGAUAAAGUCCGGUGCAUUAUGGGUGAUUUGGCGUAGGCAUUAUAUAUAAAAACAAUACAAAUAAUUCAUUCUGAAUAAAUAUAGAAUUGUUUUUUUUCUUGGGGAGUGCCAUCCCUUGAGAAUAAAAACUUCAUAUUUUUGUUUGGCUCACGGACAGAGGAAAGCAAAUGUAAUUUUGUAUUAUUAAUCUCACAUUGUCAUGAACGGAAGCGGUAAUAAUUGAACUCGUUUCACGGCGUCAGUGCAACGUCGCAAAUAGCAAAUGCGCAGCCGCACACUGGAAAACAUUCUGAAAAUCGUUGCGUGAAAGCGUCGAGCUGUUUGCACAGUGGUCAAACCCAGCGAUGUUUGCGUAAUUCCUUUGUUCACAUUGUGAAGGACACGGCGGGGUGUUCUAUGCGGUAUCGCUGUUUAAUAAUACAACACAAAACAGUGCGACAGACUGGGCAGAUGGGGUUUUCCACGCAGAGUAUACACUCCUGCCUGAUUUCAUUCACACUAUACGCAACUGCUGCAUACGCAAUGCAGCGAGUAUCCGAAUACAUGAAUUAAUGUGCAGUAAAAUAUUUUGUGAACAUUAAAUAAAAUGAAAACGUUCAGACGUUACACUUUGUUUUGUUGAAUAAAGUUUAAUGUUUGGUUACAUAACCACGCAGUUUGUUAUAUAUGUCUCUCUUUAUUAUAUAAUGGUUUGCGCGCGGGACUUGCAAUCCGGAGAUCAACGGGUUCGUUCUCCAGGUGCGGCAGCUGAAACGACGGUGCAAGUUUCUCAAAUCUUCCCCCCAUCAUCCCCCGGUGACUGUCCACCACAGCAGUGAAAACGGCAAAAG
This is a messenger RNA of Petromyzon marinus (sea lamprey), 3077 nucleotides long. RefSeq names its product olfactory receptor class A-like protein 4. Gene Ontology annotation, molecular function: G protein-coupled receptor activity. Gene Ontology annotation, biological process: G protein-coupled receptor signaling pathway. The record is from RefSeq and is a predicted model, not a curated record. Gene Ontology annotation, cellular component: membrane. NCBI's taxonomy places the organism in Eukaryota, Metazoa, Chordata, Hyperoartia, Petromyzontiformes, Petromyzontidae.